Messenger RNA from Enhydra lutris kenyoni (northern sea otter), 1418 nucleotides. RefSeq names its product CKLF like MARVEL transmembrane domain containing 6. The transcript has 5 exons. Gene Ontology annotation, cellular component: membrane. The record is from RefSeq and is a predicted model, not a curated record. Lineage: Eukaryota; Metazoa; Chordata; Mammalia; Carnivora; Mustelidae. The coding region runs from base 40 to 591 and encodes 183 amino acids.
UCCGCGGCGCCACCUCUGCGGCCACCGCGUUCCCGGGCGAUGGAGAAUGGAGCGGUGUACGGCCCCACCACGGAGGAGGACCCGGGCCCGGCCAGGGGCGCCCGGAGCGGCCUCGCCGCCUACUUCUCCCUGGGCCGGCUUCCGUUGCGUCGGCUCGCGCUCAAAGCCUUGCAGCUGUUGCUGUCCCUGCUGGCCUUUAUCUGCGAGGAAGUCGUGUCACAGUGCACACUGUGUGGAGGACUUUACUUCUUUGAAUUCAUAAGCUGCAGUGCCUUUCUUCUGAGUCUCCUCAUCCUCAUUGUGUACUGCACUCCCGUUUACGACCAAGUCGAUACUCCCAAAGUCAAGCAGUCGGAUUUUUAUCUUACUGCGGGAACGGGAUUUGUGUUUUUGUUGGCAUCCAUCAUUUUCAUUUCCACACAUGAUAGGACCAAAGCUGAGAUCGCUGCAACCGUGUUUGGAUUUCUAGCAAGUAUUAUGUUCCUGUCUGACUUUGUCAUUAUGUUCUUCGAGAGACGACAGGAGUCCCAGAUGAGGAAACCAGAGGCUGCCAGGAGUGCAGGGGCCCUCACAGAACCCCUUAAUGCUUAAGGACUCUGGGGACCGGGUGUUAAAUAAGGUGGUGAAUGUGGUGAUCAGAAUUCAUCAUUAUGGCCAGACCCAGCCUCUACUCUGUCUUCACUGACUCAGGACCUUAGCCCUUUACCAGAGCUUGGGUGCCAGCUGGUGCUGAUGGUGUAGUCACCGCUGCCUCCCUGGGAGGCAAUGAAACCGAUCACUGAUGCUGUCGUUACUGGGCAUGCCAUCCAAGAGAGGAGAAAUAGCCUUGGUCUGGGCUCCAAGAAUGAAGAGCAGUGCAAAAACAACCCUCUUCUGGUCAGCAGGUUCUGGAAUUUCCCAUCUAACUGUACCACUUUCAUUUGAAAUACUGUCUAGACCCAGCUGGGUUUCACAGAAAGUGGUCUGGGCUACCUCUGCCCCCCCCCCCCCCACGCAUGGACUUAGUUGAGGUUGAUGGACAUGUCCCCGCCGGCCUCACACAUGGAGUGCGUUGACAUUGAGCUUCAGCUCUGCUUGCUCUGAGGCUUUGUUUCCAUUUGUUCGAUUGGGGCACGAGUGGGCCUCAUAGCUGCCACUUAAUCCUUCCCUUUUCAGAAAGAUCAUAUAUUCACUAGUAUUUUUGGUCACUCUAGAACUUUUCUUCAUAGUGGUUGUUAUGGGACCCGUGACUGAUAGCCUCCCUCUUCUAUCGUAGAAGGAAUGAGAGGAAAAAGACCUCUGUGGAAAUGUGGAAAAUAAAAAGUUUUCAAGGAGAACUUGGGACCAAAACCCCUUCUAUGUCCAAAACAGGGCACACUGAAUAAACUGAAGUUUAACAUAAUUUUUUAUUAACAGCCAUAUUAGACUUAAUUUGUUAU